AUGAACCAAAUCGUCUGCUUGAUCUUUCUCUUGGUUACCCUCCUCGCCAUAAUCUUUACACCAGCCAAUGCCACCCCCCUUGAAAAAAAAUGGCCUCAUAAUCAGGAAUGCUGCCCUGUCUCUAAAUGUGUGUUUAGGCAAGGUGAAAAUCCCUUGGGUUUGAGUACUAGUACGACCGGUAUUGUAAAUGGUGGAUCCGGUUACAAUUCGAACACAUUUAACGGUCUUCUCUCAUUCACGGAGUCGCCCAAAAAUACUUUACAAAUCAGCGGUUUUAUUGAUAUUCAUGGUGUGGUAAACGGACCAGGGCCAAACCCUCCCCCCUUCGGAUCAGUUGAAAUUCUCUAUGAUAUUCAUGUAGCCAAAUGUGACGCCAAUGUAAGCCGUACACCUGGCGACGCUAUCGGCAUCGACUUAGACUCUCAGUCUUUCGGCCUGCCAAUCUUCACAUCAACAGCUAGUUCAAUCAACGCCAUCAAAGGCCUAUGUUGCUUUGUCGUGGAAGAGUUUGCAUUCAAUAAUAAUCCUCGCUGUGCAGAGAGAAUUUUGGGAGUUGCACCAGUAGAACCUGUUGUCAUAAAAGAUCAAAAUAAAUGCAUUAUCCCUACCCCUACCAAUACCCCUAGUGCCUAUCCUCCUACUUCAACACCCUAUUCUUCUAGCAGUACCUAUUCUUCUAGCAGUACCUAUCCUCCUGCUGAAACACCCUAUUCUUCUAGCAGCACCUAUUCUUCUAGCAGUACCUAUCCUCCUACUGAAACACCCUAUUAG
Messenger RNA from Paraglomus brasilianum, 771 nucleotides. NCBI's taxonomy places the organism in Eukaryota, Fungi, Glomeromycota, Glomeromycetes, Paraglomerales, Paraglomeraceae. The record is from the annotation of a GenBank genome assembly.